Tauraco erythrolophus (red-crested turaco) is the source of this 219-nucleotide messenger RNA. Its product is annotated as C-C motif chemokine 4 homolog. Gene Ontology annotation, molecular function: CCR chemokine receptor binding; chemokine activity. The record is from RefSeq and is a predicted model, not a curated record. Gene Ontology annotation, cellular component: extracellular region. NCBI's taxonomy places the organism in Eukaryota, Metazoa, Chordata, Aves, Musophagiformes, Musophagidae. Gene Ontology annotation, biological process: inflammatory response; positive regulation of GTPase activity; positive regulation of cell migration.
AGCUCCGCUGCACCGAUGGGCUCCGACCCGCCGACCUCCUGCUGCUUCAGCUACACCUCCCGGCAGCUGCCCCGCAGCUUCGUGGUGGAGUACUACGAGACCAACAGCCUCUGCUCCCAGCCGGGUGUCGUGUUCAUCACGAAGAAGGGCCGCGAAAUCUGCGCCGACCCAGAGAACGCGUGGGUCCAGCAGUACGUGAAUGAGCUGGAGCUGAACUGA